This is a messenger RNA of Fonsecaea multimorphosa CBS 102226, 468 nucleotides long. RefSeq lists its product as uncharacterized. Bases 1 to 468 code for a protein of 155 amino acids. Lineage: Eukaryota; Fungi; Ascomycota; Eurotiomycetes; Chaetothyriales; Herpotrichiellaceae. The record is from RefSeq and is a predicted model, not a curated record. The transcript is spliced from 3 exons.
AUGAAGUUCUUCUCUGCUGCCCUCUUCAUCGCCGGCGCUGCCGCUGCUGCCGUCAAGAGAGACGGUACCUGGAACGACUGGUCCAGCACCUGCGUCGCCAGCACCGAAUAUGUGACCACCACUGAGUACUCGACUGCCUGGUCCACUGCCUACUCGACCGUCUAUUCCACCGCCUGGUCCACUGCCUAUUCUACCGUCUACUCGACCGCCUGGUCCACUGCCUACUCCACCAUCUACAAGCCAACCACCACCUACAGCACUGUCUACUCCACUGCUACCGUGACUACGACUGAGACCAAGCCCGUCUACACCACCAUCACCGUCCCCACCACUACCACUGCUUACAGCACCGUCUACUCGACUGAGGUCGAGACUGUCACUUACACUCCUGCUCCGGAAUCUGUCUACAUCACUGAGACCGUCACUGCUCCUUGCUCCCAGACCUGGGGUGACUGGAACCGCAAGUAG